UCUUGUAGUUCAUUAACGCUACAGAUGUAGGCCCACUCUCCCUGGCUGUCUACUCUGCACUCUCUCAUAGCACACACACACACGCGCGCGCAUACACCUCCGAUGGCGGUAGUGAAGUCAGUGCUGCAGAAAAAGCCCAGGUUCAGACCUUUAGAGCCGUAAAUCGGUAGAUAGCGCUGACCAAAAAAUAUUUUGCCGGAUAGCGUAACGCUGGUAGUUCAGACUGUGGUAGGUAGGUGUUGUGCGCAUAGCUGAGGAAGGACAGUACAGCUGGGCUUCGCUGAUGCUCGUAGAAUCAUCGUGGGAAUCAUGCGUGGAACUAGAAAAGUCCAUGAGUUAACUUUUUACCGUUUCCCUGUUUGGCGCUAAAACUAAGGCGCUAAAACUAAGGAAGACAGGUUGAAAACCACGUGUGGUCGAAUGACUUGUUGUCAGUCAAGACAAGACUAGCGAAUUACAUUCAACAAGAUUCCGACACCGAGUGUGGUCCUUGUAUUUUCAUUCUGGUAAACCAUGACAUGUCCAGACCCAGCAUCUAUGCAUUUGGGUCAUAGUAAGACCAAGACCAGGCAAAAAUAAAACGGCGAGGGACAGAGAGCACACCAGCGAUGGAUGAGACUCCAGUGGGUGACGGCCCUCAAAGAGAUGCAGCACCAGCAUCAGGCCAUGACCUCUCCAACAUGGAGGAUGCACAGACUCAUGGCAGUGGCAUUCAGCAGCGACUAAUGAGGACCUCAAAGGACACGGCGAAGAGGAUUCAGUGGCGUGUGGUCCUGGGCGGACGGAUCUCAGACCACCCGCUGUGGAGCUCCUCCUCCAAUGGUGUCCAGUGUAGCAAGAACUUCACCCCAGACACGUUGGACCACGUAGGCCAAACCAUUCCACUGAGAGAUGAUGCAACACAGACUCGCUUCGACGUCAAUAAGAAGAAGUCUAACAGAUGUCAAGGAAAGGAGAGGAAGUCUAAUGCACUGAAGAGGAAAUCUAACUUGACCCAGAGAAAGAGGAAACCUGAUGUGUCCAAGAACGUUUCAGAUGUAGUAGUCAGAUCAAAAAGACCACGAAAAAGAAAGCGGUGCAGUGACAAGAACCAAAAUGCAGAGGAUGCAGAAGACGUUGCAGGAAUCAUUCCGGAUCUUCCAGACUCUCGCACUUGUCUGAUGGAUCAGGCGCUGGCAGCAGAGCUACUGGAGCUGGUCAGCGGCACUGUGGCCAAGAUUCAGAAGCACCAGCGGGUCAGCCGGGGGCUGCAGAAUGACCACAGCGGCUUGUCCCUCCCCUCGGACCCGGCCCAACUCGCCGCUCUGGUCCACGGCUUGACCAAGAACAAGCAGCGCGAUGAGGACAACGUCCUGUUCCUGCGCAAAAGCCUGGAGGCCAAGGAGCAGCAGCUGCAGGAGAACAAGGCGAGGUUGGAGGAGCGCCACAACGACUUGGAGGCCAAGAUCUCCUCCCUGGACGUGCAGCUCCUGCAGGAGCGAGACAAGACGCACCUCCUGCAGGAGGAGCUGAAGGAGGCCAGAGUACAGCUGGAGUCCAGCCACAACACCAUCCUCUUCCUCAGCAGCCAGCAGAACCAGAAGCCCGUUCCUCCUCGACCCAAGCCUUCCUACGGCGCCCUCUCUGCCCGCAUGCUGAGUCGCGGCCCCGCCAAGUGGGUGCGCUUCUUCACGGGCUUCGAGUCCUACGCCCGCUUUCAGGCCUUCGUGGCCUUCCUGCAGAGCGGGGACAGCACCCUGCUAGUGCAGAGCUCUGUCGGCAUGGCCACGGAGGGAGAGGAGGAGGAGGAGAGGAAGGACGAUGAGGAAGAUGAGACCCAGGAGAGGGAGAGGGAGAAUGGACCGCCGCACACGGAUGGGAUUGACCAGGCAAGGGAGUCCACACCACCCACGCAGGACGAUUACUCAGCACUCUUCCAAGAGGAGGAGGAGGAGGAAGAGGCCACGGCGGAGUCCGUGCGCAUGAAUCUCAAGGCCCAACUACGGCAGUCGUCCAUGCAUGUGCUGCCCCUUGUGGACGAGCUGCUGCUGGUGCUGGUGCGCCUACGCCUGGGCUUGCUGGUGCAGGACUCGGCCUUCCGCUUCCACGUGAUACACAGCACCGCCGGCCGAGUCUGGGCAGACAUAAUGGGUCUCAUGCAGCGGCGCCUGCAACAGGUCCCUGUGCGUGGUAGCCACCAUUACAUCUCCCGGUUCCAGCCGCAACACUCGCUCCACCUGGGCGCUGGCCAAGAGUUGGCCGUGCUCGAGUGCACCGACCUCCUCUUCGACGCCAUGUCUCGUGACCGCAAGGCUUUGGCGCAAGCCGAAAAGCAGCCCUCCGAGCCUCGUGAACCCCUCAAGGGUCGUGGGUCCCGCAAGACCAGCAAGUUGCGCAGGGCUGACAAGGCUGACAGGGCUGACAGGGCUGGCAAGGCGGGCAAGGCUCCCGCUGCGGUGUCCAAGCGGUCAUCGUCGUCAAAGCCGUGCCACCGGCCGUACCGGUAUCUGUGUCCCCAGCGGGGCUGCGUGGUGGCCUCCCCCGAAGGUCACCUGGGGUUCUGCAGUGCCACCCGGCUGGAGGACUGGGAGGACUGGGCCGCCGAACCCGAGGGCCCCGAGCCAGACGCCAUGCCCGCUCUGCCGCCGUACCUGGUGGGCGACAAGAGAGGGUUCUUGCCCGUGCCCGACAACGGCACGCCGUGCCUGCAGGUCCUGAGUGUCCAAUCGCUGACGAAUAAAGUGCACAAUUUCCGCUUCUUGCGGAUGGUUCAUGUCCCGACCCCGAAUAUAGUCGACCAGAUAGACAGGGCCUGGGAGGUGUGUUGUUACCUGGCCUGUCUGCAGAGCAAUCCAAUGGGACUGAGGUAGAGGCGGGACUUACGGCCGUCAUUCAGGAAGAGUGACGGAGGAGCAGUGACCGAGAGCGACUGUGAAAAACCCUGACAUUUCUUUUACCUCUGGAAAUAUUUUGAUAUCGUUUCUUUAUUUUUCUACUGACUGUACAGUAAGCCUGAUUUUUUAUUUAUUUUUUAUUUUUAGGUCAAGAAGUUUGUAUUUGUUGAGUCUUUUCAUAAUAAAGAUGGCCUUUUCUGAUA
Molecule: messenger RNA, 3076 nt
Organism: Sardina pilchardus (European sardine)
Lineage: Eukaryota; Metazoa; Chordata; Actinopteri; Clupeiformes; Clupeidae
Exons: 10
Coding region: 609-2849 (746 amino acids)
Source: RefSeq, a predicted model, not a curated record